Messenger RNA from Myotis davidii, 832 nucleotides. RefSeq names its product lysophospholipase like 1 (gene LYPLAL1). The record is from RefSeq and is a predicted model, not a curated record. Gene Ontology annotation, cellular component: cytoplasm. NCBI's taxonomy places the organism in Eukaryota, Metazoa, Chordata, Mammalia, Chiroptera, Vespertilionidae. Gene Ontology annotation, molecular function: palmitoyl-(protein) hydrolase activity; carboxylic ester hydrolase activity. The transcript is spliced from 5 exons. Bases 56 to 760 code for a protein of 234 amino acids. Gene Ontology annotation, biological process: protein depalmitoylation.
UCAGUGCUUAGAUGGCAUACUGCUCCUUCCUACGGAGGGUCUUAGCGUUGGCCUUAUGCUGUAUCUGAGAUGCUCUUGCCACCAUCCUGUAGAUUUGAGUUCACACCAUUCCACAACCUCCCGUGGGACGCCCGGUGAUUCUGGACAAGGAUUAAGAAAGUGGAUCAAGCAGGUUUUAAAUCAAGAUUUAACAUUCCAACACAUAAAAAUUAUUUAUCCAACAGCUCCUGCCAGACCCUAUACUCCUAUGAAAGGAGGAAUCUCCAACGUGUGGUUCGACAGGUUUAAAAUAUCUAACGACUGCCCAGAGCACCUUGAGUCCAUCGAUGUGAUGUGUCAGGUGCUCACAGACUUGAUUAAUGAUGAAGUAAAAAGUGGCAUCAAGAAGAAUAGAAUAUUAAUAGGAGGCUUUUCCAUGGGAGGGUGCAUGGCGAUGCAUGUGGCGUAUAGGAAUCACCAAGAUGUGGCGGGAGUGUUUGCUCUUUCCAGUUUCCUGAAUAAAACCUCUGCUGUUUACCAGGCGCUGCAGAAGCGGGCUGGGGCGCUCCCCGAGCUGUUCCAGUGCCACGGGACUGCUGACGAGCUCGUCCUUCAUUCUUGGGGGGAAGAGACAAACUCGGCCUUACAGUCUCUGGGGGUGAGCACCAAGUUCCACAGCUUCCCGGGGCUUUUUCACGAGCUAAGCACAGGGGAGCUAGAGAAACUGAGGGCGUGGAUUCUUGCCAAGCUGCCAGGAGAAAUCGAGGGGCACAAGGAGUAAGUCCGACUCACUUGUUGCCCUGGCUGUUGUGGCUCAGUGGUUAAGCAUCGACCCACGACCCAGGUUGAGGUU